This is a messenger RNA of Caenorhabditis angaria, 213 nucleotides long. The record is from the annotation of a GenBank genome assembly. NCBI's taxonomy places the organism in Eukaryota, Metazoa, Nematoda, Chromadorea, Rhabditida, Rhabditidae.
AUGGAAUGUCCUGUUUUGCCUGAAGGUUUUCCAAAAGACAUACAUCGCCAAACACCAUUUCCCCAACAUAUUUUGUACAUUAUUAUCGGAACUUGCGUAGCUCUGGUUUUGAUGGCUGCCGGAAUGUCAUUUCGAAUUUAUCAAGUCAAACAAUUGAUAUAUGAAGAAAUGAAUAAGAGAAGAUUGCAAGAUGAGGAAAAUUCAGAUUUUUAA